Molecule: messenger RNA, 1680 nt
Organism: Kwoniella shivajii
Lineage: Eukaryota; Fungi; Basidiomycota; Tremellomycetes; Tremellales; Cryptococcaceae
Exons: 10
Coding region: 1-1680 (559 amino acids)
Biological process (GO): DNA-templated transcription
Cellular component (GO): nucleus
Molecular function (GO): zinc ion binding; DNA-binding transcription factor activity, RNA polymerase II-specific; DNA binding
Source: RefSeq, a predicted model, not a curated record
AUGACGGAGUGCUUGGAAGGUCCGCCCACCAAGCGGCGUAAGGCUAGGAGGGCAUGCGAUCCUUGCAGGGAUCGCAAACUGAGAUGCGAUUUUCCGGACGACGAUCCCACCAAAUGUUAUGCGUGUCAACGUUCUGGCGCGCAGUGCGAUUCCACUCAGCCUGCCAAAAUAGAUAAACGGCGUCUGCGUACUCUUGUGGAUCUUGCAACCACAGAAGAACAGAAACAGUGGGUCGCUUCUCAGAUCGCUUCGAGAGGAGUAUAUGUGUCAUCUACGGACACUGGAGCUCUUCGGAAACCUCGACCUUCCACUGUCGGUGAUCCGGCUGAGCUCGUAGCUAGAUUGCUAUCUCCAAAUCGCGCUUCAGAGCUUAACAAUCAUGUACUUGCCAAUACAAGCAGAGCAUCCACAGGCACACCUUCGAUAUCUAGAACAGGGUCUCUGGAACCGAUAAAUUCACCAACGCUCCAACAAUCACACCAAAUACAACCACCAUCACGGCCCCAUGCUUCCACCUCUACUGUUGCCGCUCUACGUCGAGGGUCAGAUGAUCUUCCCAAUCUCAAGCUGAGUGGACCUGAACCGAGAAUGCAAGACUCUGGAGGAUUAGAUCGUCGGUAUGGGCUAUUUAGGGUAACAGAAGGAUGGGUCUAUGGUGCCAAUCCCGACGUACCGAUGAAAGAGGGACAAUUGACUGAGCAGCAGAUACGAGCGGAUGUAAUCGCAAAAUUGAUUUCUUUCUACACCACUCAAAUCGCGCCAUUGAAUCCAGUCAUCCCACCUCAUCGAGUCAAUCAGGCUAUAGAGACUUCGUCGUUCAUCCUUUCAUCCGUCCUGGCUGUGGCGUCACUCUCCCGAGAUGUACCUUCUUCUAUUUACGCAAGUAUUCGAGAUCGGUUGCAAAGAGAACUGGAAAAAGAACUGGGAAAGGGAUCAACACUUCCCCAGGUGCAAGCUUUGCUGAUAUGCGGAAUGUCACACGAGCUUCACGGAGAGACUAAUAUGGAAGGAGGAUCGAAUUGCUGGAUACGCAUCGGCACUGCCAUAAGACAGGCGCAAGAUAUAGGUCUACAUCGUUUAAACCCGUCACAUUGGCUGCCAGAGAUGUAUGCUGACCGGACGAGAGCAUGGCUGGCCGCUAUAAUAACAGACAGAUGGUAUGGCGGAGCGUACGGUCAACCAUUAGGAAUCUCACUAUUAGAUUGUGAAGAUCCUCUGGUCUCAGCGGAUCUGCUGCAGACGCCGGACUUGAGCCAUGCAUUUCAGGUCGAAAUGUAUCAUGUAAGCUGCCUGCUAGGUGAUAUUAUGCAAACCAUCUACCGACCUAGAUCGUUGGAUCGAUGUUCGGAUAAGAUAUUGGAAGACCUGUUACGACAAGUAGAUUCUCGCUUAAGCCUGAUACCUGAACCUUUCCUGUUCACCGGGGAUUCUACCUCCGUGCAAGGAGGCUUCUUGAGUCUCGUGACCGUCUCAACCGAAGUCAUCUUCUUCCGAUCGUUUGUCAAACAUAACAGGAAAUUGCCUUCCCAUCUGCACUUCCGUCCCACUGCGCAGCGUUGGUCACGUACCGUGCAACGGGCUCGACAAGCUAUCGCCUGGCUAGAUCGAAGAGGAGAUCAUAUACUUGAUUGCUGGUUGAUUGCAAAAUACGCUGUAACUUAUGCUGCGCUCGCUCAGUGA